Molecule: messenger RNA, 3204 nt
Organism: Crotalus tigris (Tiger rattlesnake)
Lineage: Eukaryota; Metazoa; Chordata; Lepidosauria; Squamata; Viperidae
Gene: PLOD3
Product: procollagen-lysine,2-oxoglutarate 5-dioxygenase 3
Exons: 19
Coding region: 408-2624 (738 amino acids)
Biological process (GO): peptidyl-lysine hydroxylation
Cellular component (GO): endoplasmic reticulum
Molecular function (GO): procollagen-lysine 5-dioxygenase activity; L-ascorbic acid binding; procollagen glucosyltransferase activity
Source: RefSeq, a predicted model, not a curated record
UCCGUCCUAUUCCGAUUGGCCAAACCUUCUCGCGGAUUGCGAUUGGUGGGUGCCGGGUCGUCGAAUUCCCAUUGAGAAAAAAAAGAGAGAGAGAGAGAGGCGUAAAUCAAGAAUGGAAUGCGCGCGGGGGAAGGGAGGACUUUCCCUUUUUGGAACGUUUCCCUUUUGAUCUCAUCGCGCCGGCGGCAGAAUAGAGAUUUGCACGUAUUUGGGGAAGGCAGAUAGGAUACCCCCACCCGUUCCACGCAGGGCUGACCCUACCCCUUAGAGGAGGUUCCCCCAGCGAUUGGCUUGCGAUCGGGAGGAGCUUGAGAUCCCUCCAAGCUCCGCCGCUCGCGAGAGCGAACCAAACCCGGGCGGGCCCCCAGUCGCUUUCCCCUCCGCUCGGUGCUCGCUCAGCUGCGCUCAUGGAGCUGCGAACAGUCCCGACCCUGCGCGCCGCCCUGGCGCUGGCCGCCUUGGUGAUGGGCGCCUCUGCGGGCAGCGACAGCAAGCGGGAAAGCGUGGAUCCCGGCAAGCUUCUGGUCCUGACUGCAGCCACGGAGAAAACAGAGGGCUACCGGCGCUUUCUACAAACCACCAAAUAUUUCAACUACACUGUCAAGACUUUAGGGCUCGGUGAAGAUUGGAAAGGAGGUGAUGUUGCCCGGACAGUCGGUGGAGGUCAGAAGGUCCGAUGGCUGAAGGCUGAAAUGAAGAAAUACGCAAACGAAGAGGACCUUAUUGUCAUGUUUGUGGACAGCUAUGAUGUGAUCCUGGCCGGAAGUCCGAUUGAACUUCUUUGGAAGUUCCUGCAGUUUAAGAGCAACCUGGUCUUCUCAGCAGAAAUUUUCUGCUGGCCGGAGUGGUCCCUGGCUGAAAAAUAUCCCCCGGUCACUUUUGGAAAGCGCUUCUUAAAUUCUGGAGGAUUCAUUGGCUAUGCUCCGGUGAUCAACCGGAUUGUCCAGCUGUGGAAGUACAAGGAUGAUGAUGAUGACCAGCUGUUUUACACACGCAUUUACUUGGAUCCUGCCUUGCGUGAAAAAUACGGAAUCACCUUGGAUCACACGUCCAAAAUCUUCCAGAAUCUGAAUGGGGCCAUUGAGGAGGUUGUGCUGAAAUUUGAGCAGACCCGCGUGCGAGCCCGAAAUGUUGCAUAUGAUACCCUUCCUGUGGUUAUCCAUGGCAACGGACCCACCAAGUUACAGCUGAAUUACUUGGGGAAUUACAUCCCCAAUGCCUGGACAUACGAGGGAGGCUGCGAAGUAUGCGAUGAUAACCUCCUGGAUCUGUCAGACGUGCCAGAAGAGUCAUAUCCACGUGUUCUGCUGGGUGUCUUUAUUGAAAAGCCAGUACCGUUCUUGCCUCAGUUUCUUCAGCGUCUUCUGACUUUGGAUUACCCUUAUUCUCACCUCAGCCUCUUCAUUCACAACCACGAGGUGUACCAUGAGCCCCACAUCCAAGCUGAAUGGGAUCAACUUCGCAAGGCCUUUCACCCCAUCAAACUAAUCGGGCCGGAAGAGGAUCUGAGCGAGGGUGAAGCCCGAGAUAUGGCUAUGGAUCUGUGCCGACAGGAUUCCACCUGCGACUAUUACUUCAGCCUCGAUGCUGAUGUGGUGGUGACAAAUCCCGAAAUCCUGCAGAUACUUGUGCAGGAGAACAAGAACGUGAUUGCUCCCAUGAUGUCUCGGUAUGCCAAGCUUUGGUCCAACUUUUGGGGUGCCCUUAGCCCCGAUGAAUAUUACGCCCGCUCAGAGGACUAUGUGGAAUUGGUGCAAGGCAAGAGAAUUGGCGUGUGGAACGUCCCCUAUAUCUCUCAGGCCUACCUGUUGAAAGGGGAGAUCUUAAGGCAGGAUUUGCCCCAACGCAAUAUUUUCACCUUGGAGGACACGGAUCCAGAUAUGGCCUUUUGUAAAAGUGUGCGGGAGAAGGGCAUCUUUCUCCAUAUUAGUAAUCGAGAUGAUUUUGGACGUCUCCUUUCCACCAGUAGAUACAACAUCUCCCGCCUACAUCCUGAGCUCUGGCAGAUUUCUGAGAAUCCCCUGGACUGGCAGGAGAAAUAUAUCCACGAAAACUACUCCCGCGUUCUUGAGGGAGAAUUUUUUGAGCAGCCUUGCCCUGAUGUUUACUGGUUUCCUGUGUUCACCGAUCAGAUGUGCGACGAGCUCGUGGAAGAGGUGGAACACUUUGGCCAGUGGUCUGGAGGAAAACAUGAGGACACUCGGCUGGUUGGUGGCUACGAGAACGUCCCUACCGUUGACAUUCACAUGAACCAAAUUGGCUUUGAGAAGGAGUGGCUGCAGUUCUUGAGGGACUACAUUGCCCCGGUCACAGAAAAGUUCUAUCCAGGCUACCACACCAAGGCUCGCGCAAUCAUGAACUUCAUGGUCCGAUACCGUCCGGAUGAGCAGCCUUAUCUUCGCCCCCAUCACGAUUCUUCAACUUUCACCAUCAAUGUUGCUCUCAACCACAAAGGGAUAGAUUACAAGGGAGGCGGUUGCCGAUUUAUCCGCUAUGAUUGCAAAGUGGAAUCGCCCCGCAAGGGAUGGAGCCUUAUCCACCCGGGACGUCUCACCCACUAUCACGAAGGUCUGCCCACCAUUUGGGGCACUCGCUACAUCAUGGUUUCCUUUGUGGACCCCUAACGCUGGCAACCCCUGGCUCCCCCCUCCAGCCCAUGGAUCAUAGAGGGCACCAUGGCGAGAGAGGCGCAAAAAACAGGGGACUCUCUCUCUCUCUCUCUCCAGCUUCGUUGCCACUAAGUGCCUUCAAAAACAGAGAGACAACUGGUUUCCAAGUGCUGCUUGGCCCUUUAUCUUUGGUUACCACUAGCAUCAGGAGCCACUGUUGCCUUCCUUCCAUCAUCUCCCAUUGCCCCAAGAUUGGAGAAUCUGUUCCACUCUUGGGCCAGUUGUUACUUGAUCCGGGGUCUGCUCCAAGGCCUGUCCCCAAUUCUGAUGGCUCAGCCUUCAAAGAAUUCUUACUGUGCUAAAGAAGAUCAGCCUGGUUGGGCUAGGAUGGAUUGGAGCUUGUUGUUCAGUUAAGAUGCAUCUGAUUCUUCGCAACCUCAUGGACUAUAGCAGGCCAGGCCCACCUCUAUUCCACUGUCUCCUGGGAGUUUGUCCAAAUUCAUGUUCGCUGCGUUGAUGACCCUAUCUAACCGUCUCGUUCUCUGCAGUCCCCUUCUCCCUUUGCUUUCCCAAAUAUCAGGGUCUUUUCCAUGGA